Messenger RNA from Cajanus cajan (pigeon pea), 1734 nucleotides. RefSeq lists its product as uncharacterized. NCBI's taxonomy places the organism in Eukaryota, Viridiplantae, Streptophyta, Magnoliopsida, Fabales, Fabaceae. The record is from RefSeq and is a predicted model, not a curated record.
UCGUAGGACAAGAUUGUUUGCACAUUGAAUCAUACUCAUCCAGAGCAACCAAUCAUAGUAAGGAAAAAAUGGCUUCUUUCUCAGUGGAAGAAUUCAUAGGAAAUGGAAUUUUGCAGGGACUGCUCCAAAAGUUGUUGGAAGAAGGGUGGGAUGAUGUACCAACUCUGAAGAUUAUGAGUUCAGACGACAUGGAUUUGUUACACAUGACAGAAAAGCAAAAGGACGCACUUGGAAUCAGGUCCUACCUGCAUGAUCGUGGCUUGAUGCAAUAUGCAGAUAAGAUGGAGGAUUGUGAAAAAAGUUUGUCAGAGCUUAUCAACUUAAGCACUACAGAUCUCUCUACACAAUUCGAAAUGAAGAGAGGCCACAUUGCUCGUUUUGUAAACAGAACAAGCAAUGAUUAUUCUUUCAAGUUGCGUGCAAUUGCUGCAAGAAGAAGAAACAGCAUGAUUCAUAGGGAUGAUAGCAUCGCCAAAAGUGUAGGGUCUAUUAGCUCCAAUAGCCUGGCAAGAUCACACGUGAGAAACAAUACAGCUUUUGAUGCACUUGAACAACCAAUGGCUGAUAUGAAGAUUAAAGAAGGGUAUGUGUUUAAGGGUAUUGUGGCUGCUGAGCCAGCUGAGCCUAGAGCAUGUGGCUGUGUGAAUCCACCUCCUAUCAGUGACCAAGUUGCUCCUUAUGCUGCUGUUGAGAGUAUUUCGGUUCAGAAACUAACUCCCGAGUAUAAGAUUGGCAUGGAACCUUUGGUGAAAACCAAGGCACCUCCAUUGAAGGCUUCAGAACUGUGGAGAGAUAAACCAGCUGUUUUCCUGUGUCUCCGAAGACCAGGGUGCAUCAUGUGUAGAGCUGAGGCACACCAGCUUUAUUCCAGAAAAGCCAUAUUUGAUGCACUUGGGGUUCAACUAUUUGCAGUUCUUCAUGAGCACAUAGAGUCAGAGGUACAUGAUUUCUGGCCUCGAUUCUGGGGUGGUGUGGUGCUUCUUGAUCGAGGUAGGGACUUCUUUAAGGCCCUUGGAGGGGGAAAACUGCUGAAGGAGAAGUUCCUAUCAGGGUUCUUGCUGAAUCCUAGAGCACUUUCCAAUUACAAACGUGCAAAAGCCAUGGACAUUGAGUACAAUUUCAAAGGUGAAGGUGAAAUAAAAGGUGGACUCUUCAUAAUAGGGAUGGGAAAGCGUGGAAUAGAUUCAAAGUUUAUAGAGAGGAACUUUGGUGAUUGGGCACCUAUAGCUGAAGUCAUUGAGAUUUGCACUCAAAUGCAGAAUUUUACAUAAAUAUUCCAGGUGUCAUCAUUUAAGUGGAGAAUACAAUGGAAAGAACUUUCCAAGUUUUGUGUUAUUAGAUAUUUUGUUACAAAGCUUUUGAACAUGCAUGAUGCAGAAUCAUCAAGAAGGUCAAGGGGAGAGUGUGGUGUACUGAGGGGAUCCCAUUGAUUAUCACCAAAGUUCACUUGAAAUUGCAUCUCCAACAGUAGCACAAUCUGGAUACAGAACUUUUGCAUUAUAUAUGUCAGUACAUGCAAGAUCUAUACGUAAAUUAAACUCUAGGUUUAAAAAAUGUUGUGUUUUAGUUAGAUGUAAGGUUACAGUGUAGAAAAUGAGUUGAGUUAUUCAUCAACUGUUAGAGUUUAGCUCAUUAAUUACUUGAUGAAACGUGUUUAUUUAACUAAACAAACAAUUUCAAAGUUAAGGUUGGUAAUGAGUUAAUUAAGUUAAACAAUAGGUUUCUCGUUAAUAA